GCGGUGGAGCCUGCCUAGCGGGGGAGACCGAUGGGCCGAGAUGCGGCCGCAGCCCUCGCCGUGAGCGCAGAAGGGGUCGCGCCUCGCCGCGGAGGGACUGAGGGGAUCGCCGCCGCCUUCCCGGGAGCGUGAGGUGGCGAGGAGGGGCGGCGAGACGGCGGAGACCUUUAACGGCAUGGGACGCGGCUCUGCCGUAAGCCCGUAGAGCCUGUUACCCGCGCCCCGGCCAGCCGAGGGGCUCUGCUCUGACUGACAUUGCUGUGGACGCGGGAUCGCGUCUGGAUAUGUUUCCUUCUCCGCCGGGCUGUUUCUUCGAUAUCGUGAAGCUGCGUGGGAAAUAAGCGUGGUUCCCAGCUUGGUGGGGAGCGUGCCGCCGGUCCUCGGCGGGGGGAGAUGCCUCGGGGCUGGGAGGCAGGAGCAGGCGCUUCCCCAGCGGCCGCGGCGCCGUGCCGGCUCCCGAGACAUGAAGGCAGGCGGGUGUAAUGGAGUAAGAGCGAAGACGGCUCCUCUCAUCUGCCGUUCGCCCUUCCAGACGGGAUUGUAAACCGAGAGAGCUGAGGAAGGCUGUGCGAAAGAAGGAGGAAAUUCCUCUCGUCGGGUUCCCCCCCACCCCCCUUUUUUUUUCUCCUCCUGCUGCCUCGAUCCUUGGCUUCCCCAGGUAUGACUGCCUCACUGCAGCACCUUGUGCUGGUGCUCUUGCUCUCCAGUGCCACCCUGCUGCUCAGCACUGCGGCUGCUGCCCAGAGUGAGGAGCGGCUGUGUGCCUUUAAGGACCCGUAUCAGCAGGACCAUGGAAUCAGUGAGAGCCGAAUCUCUCAGGAGAAUGGCACAAUUUUGUGCAUGAAAGGAAGUACCUGCUAUGGACUUUGGGAAAAAACACGAGAAGGAGACAUACAUCUUGUAAAACAAGGUUGCUGGUCUCAUAUAGGAGACCCACAAGAGUGUCAUUUUGAGGAGUGUAUUGUUACAACCACCCCUUCCUUGAUUCAAAAUGGAACAUACCGCUUCUGCUGCUGUAGUACAGACUUGUGUAAUGUCAACUUCACAGAAAACUUUCCACCUCCUGACCCUACUGAUACAACACCUUACAAUUCUUCUCAUUCUUUUCAUCGAGAUGAGACUAUAGUUAUUGCCCUUGCAUCUGUGUCCGUACUGGCUGUUUUGAUUGCCGCUCUGUUCUUUGGAUACAGGAUGCUUGCAGGAGACCGUAAACAAGGUUUGCACAGUAUGAACAUGAUGGAGGCAGCAGCAUCAGAGCCCUCACUGGAUCUGGAUAAUCUAAAGUUGUUGGAGUUGAUUGGCCGGGGACGAUACGGAGCAGUGUAUAAAGGCUCCCUAGAUGAACGUCCAGUUGCUGUGAAAGUAUUUUCUUUUGCUAAUCGUCAGAACUUUGUCAAUGAGAGGAACAUUUACAGGAUUCCACUGAUGGAACAUGACAACAUUGCCCGCUUCAUUGUGGGGGAUGAGAGAUUCACUGCAGACGGCCGUAUGGAAUAUUUAUUGGUGAUGGAAUAUUACCCCAAUGGUUCUUUGUGCAAAUAUUUGAGUCUCCACACAAGUGACUGGGUGAGCUCUUGUCGUUUGGCACACUCUAUAACUAGGGGCUUGGCGUACCUGCACACGGAGCUACCUCGAGGAGACCAUUACAAACCCGCAAUAUCCCAUCGUGACUUGAACAGCCGCAAUGUACUGGUAAAGAAUGAUGGAACAUGUGUAAUUAGUGAUUUUGGACUCUCCAUGAAGUUAACUGGAAACAGACUGGUACGCCCAGGUGAGGAAGAUAAUGCAGCCAUUAGUGAGGUCGGUACGAUCCGCUAUAUGGCCCCAGAAGUGCUUGAAGGAGCAGUGAAUUUGAGGGACUGUGAAUCUGCCUUGAAACAAGUAGAUAUGUAUGCGCUAGGUCUUAUCUACUGGGAGAUAUUUAUGAGAUGUACAGACCUCUUCCCAGGGGAAUCUGUGCCAGAGUACCAGAUGGCUUUCCAGACAGAAGUCGGAAACCAUCCCACUUUUGAAGAUAUGCAAGUCUUGGUGUCUAGAGAGAAGCAAAGACCAAAAUUCCCAGAAGCGUGGAAGGAGAACAGCCUGGCUGUGAGGUCACUUAAAGAAACAAUUGAAGACUGUUGGGAUCAAGAUGCUGAAGCUCGACUGACAGCGCAGUGUGCUGAAGAGAGGAUGGCAGAACUCAUGAUGAUUUGGGAGAGAAACAAAUCAGUCAGUCCAACAGUCAACCCUAUGUCAACUGCCAUGCAAAAUGAGCGGAAUCUGUCACAUCAUAGGCGUGUAUCAAAGAUAAGGCCAUAUCCAGAUUACUCUUCCUCUUCCUACAUUGAAGAUUCAAUCCACCACACUGACAGCAUAGUGAAGAACAUUUCUUCUGAACAUUCAAUGUCCACUACACCACUGACUUCUGGGGAGAAGAAUAGAAACUCCAUUAACUAUGAGCGACAGCAAGCGCAAGCUCGCAUCCCUAGUCCUGAGACAAGUGUCACCAGUUUGUCCACCAAUACUACCACCACCAAUACAACUGGUCUCACUCCUAGCACUGGCAUGACCACCAUAUCCGAAAUGCCUUAUUCGGAUGAAACAAACUUACAUACUACAAACGUCAUGCAGCCAGGUGGGCCCACCCCUGUUUGUCUGCAGCUGACAGAGGAGGAUUUAGAGACAAAUAAAUUGGAUCCAAAAGAAGUGGAUAAGAACCUGAAAGAAAGCUCUGACGAGAAUCUGAUGGAACAUUCACUGAAGCAGUUUAGCGGGCCAGAUCCACUCAGCAGCACUAGUUCCAGCUUGCUUUAUCCACUGAUAAAACUUGCAGUAGAGGUGACAGGACAACAGGACUUCACGCAAGCUGGCAAUGGUCAAGCGUGUUUGAUUCCAGAUGUCCCAUCUGCUCAGGUCUAUCCUCUACCCAAGCAACAGAACCUUCCAAAGAGGCCUACUAGCCUCCCCCUAAACACCAAAAAUUCAACGAAGGAGCCACGGUUAAAAUUUGGUGGCAAGCACAAAUCAAACUUGAAGCAAGUGGAAACAGGUGUUGCCAAGAUGAACACUAUCAAUGCUGCAGAACCUCAUGUCGUGACGGUUACCAUGAAUGGAGUGGCUGGGAGAAGCCAUAGCAUAAACUCUCACGCUGGCACAACCCAAUAUCCCAAUGGCACGGUGCCGUCUGGCCAGACAACCAGUUCAGUAGCACAGAGGGCCCAGGAAAUGCUCCAGAACCAGUUCAGUGGAGAGGAUAGUCGGCUGAAUAUUAAUUCAAGCCCUGAUGAGCAUGAACCGUUGUUGAGGCGGGAGCAGCAAGUUGGCCAUGAUGAAGGUGUUCUGGACCGCCUAGUAGACAGGAGAGAGCGACCACUGGAUAACAGCCGAACAAAUGCCAAUAACAACAACAGUAAUCCGUGUCCAGUGCAAGACACAGCUACAGUCAGUAUCCAGAAUGUAGUGAGAAAUCCUGGGCAGACCCAGACUAGAAGAGCACAGAGGCCUAAUUCGCUGGAUCUAUCAGCCACAAAUAGUUUGGAUAGCAGUAGUAUGCAGUUAGGUGAAUCCUCACAGGAUGGCAAAUCGGGCUCAGGAGAAAAGAUCAAGAAACGUGUGAAAACUCCGUACUCACUUAAGCGAUGGCGUCCUUCAACGUGGGUCAUUUCCACUGAGCCGCUGCACUGCGAGGUCAACAAUAAUGGCAGUGACCGGGCAGUCCACUCCAAAUCCAGCACUGCUGUUUACCUUGCGGAAGGAGGCACUGCCACCACAAUGGUAUCUAAGGACGCAGGAGUGAACUGCCUGUGAAAUAUUUUAAAAGCCGACAAAUGACCUUUUUUGCAUUAUUUGAAACAAACAUGCAGAAGACAUUUUAAAAAACUGCUUUCUCCUCCUGUCAGCAACCCCUACCAAGGACUCGCUUUAAAUAGAUUUCAGCUAUGCAGAAAAUUUUUAGCUUAUGCUUCCAUAUUUUUUUAUUUUGUUUUAUUUUUUGAACGUUUUUGCACUUUUAUUUAGUAUCGCUAAAGUUAAGUCUGUCUGUUUUGACCACGGAAUAUAUAUAUGUGUAUCAAAAAUGUGGUCUCAAAAUAUUUUUUUAAAAAAAGUAACAAAAAAAAGUAUUGCUGAUAAUCAGUUUGGACCAGUUUCUUAAGGUCACUAAGAUCAUAAGCAGACUAUAAGACAGGUUUGACUGCAGUGGUGUCUUGUAAACAUGUUUUGAUUUCUGUGCACAAGCUAGUCUAUAUAUUUCUAUGUUACAACGUGUAUUCUCUUUUGAACCCCCUAUUUUUCUUGUGUCAUGUUGAAAUGUGCAAUAGUCUAUAGUUCACAGUAUGCUUUACUGAAAAGUAUGUUUCUAAAACUGCCACACAUUUCCCUUUUUCUAUUUGCUAGUUUUUCCCUGACAGUUGAGCAGUCAGCCGGUCAUGACAGUGAACUUUGCACACCAUAGCCAGCUUGAAGCAGCUGCCUAUAUCACAUUGUGCUCUGAGGUGACAAUGCAUGAAUUUUCCCCAGCUUGAAAGGGCUUUUAAAAAGGAACAACAAAAAAAAAAAUCAGAGCUUGGUACCUUUCCUUUGAUCCUUCCAAAUCAAAACAUGUUUCCUUUGUAGUAGUAGAUGCCAGCCUGUGAAGUUCUGAAUAGAAAACAUUGAACAAAUGUGAGGAAACAAUGUCAGCCAUUUUUUCCAUUUUAUUUGGUGUGCAGUUUCACCCCCUGUAUUUAUGUAAAACCUUAUUUAGAUCACUAAUGGUGUACAUUGAAAAAUACAUUUUAUUGAGAAAUCUUCAUAACUGUCAUACUUAAAAGCUCUAAUGAUGAUAGGUUGCAAAUGUAUUUUGUUUACACAGAGGAAGAAUCAUUAUUCUUAUUUGGCACAAAACAGUUUUGUGAUUUUUACCUUCUUACAGACAGUCUUGGGUAAAAUCAGCCUGAUUUCUUAUGCAGGUAGGUGCGUCCUAAUUGACUGUUGUUGCUGAAUUGUGUUGACACUCAUCCUUCCUUCAGAGUUUUUAGAGCCCCUCAUUCAUCUUCUUAAAAUUUAUUGAAUGCUUUUAUAAUUCAUGGUGAUGAGUGUUUGCAGGGGAGGGUUGGGGGUUUUUUCCCCCUCUGCUUGACCCUUCUUUCAGUUUGUAUGCACAUUGAUUUUAGGUGUCAGUGAACAUGAAUGUAAUAUCUAUCGAGAUAAAUGUUUUUUUUCACCAUCUCAAGUAAACCUUACCUUUUUUUUAGAAUGGUUGAUUUUACCGAGACUGAAAGAAAAUUAAUAUCCUUAUUGAUCAGGACCUUCUUCCGCCUAAGAAAUAUCCCUGCACCUGAGAAAUAUUCUGUUUGAAAACAUUUCAGUAAAAUCUAUUUAGAUAAAAAAGAUAGAACGUGUGUCAGUCUUUGGUACUGAGCGAAGUUUUAUCACUGUAUCUGAAAACUGGUGAUGUUCAAAGAAAGAAAAUCUAUUCAGUCAGCCUGCCAAACUCCUGUGGCAGGAUACUGGCAGCAAACAAUUGCUUCCCCCAGCCUGUCUCCUUUCAGCUGACUGAAACAGAUGCUCUGUGCUUUCAAGCUCAUUUGUUGCCUUGCUGUUACAUUAUUUUUUCCCCCUGAGGUAAACUUUGUGUCAACCCUGUUCUUCUAUAUCUGAUGAUACAACUAGCAUAAUAUAUGCCUUGCUACAUCUGAUUCUUGCUGUUUCCCAAACGCCCUUGUUUUUGCUGGAUUGCUAUGAUUUUCUCUUGUAAUGCUUCUUAAUGUUUCUUAGAUUCUCCCAGAUAUCUCUAAGAGAUAACUCUGGACAUCUAGACUUUGAUUAAGUGUAGUUGUAGAAAUACAAGCCAUGAGACACAUUUUGUUCUCCCUGUGUUCUUUGAGCACCGGUUCAAGUAGUACCUUUUGUCUCUGAGGCAUAAUUCUGUUAUCCACCUGUAUAAAUACACUGUUAUAUGUCCCCGCUUCAAAAAUACAGCCUUUCUCUGUUUUUUUUCACUUCUAAUUCACUCUCCAGCUUCCCAUCUGCUGCAAUCUCACAUCCCAGAUGUUGAAAACCUGCCAGUUGCUCAGCUGGGUUUCAAGACCUGAAUCAGAAUUUUUGGCAUUUGUUCAUAAUGCUGGCUGUGGUUUUCUUCUCUUUUGGCCUUCUUUGAGUCUCUAUUUGAAGUAUGGUAUGUUGUUUUGUGAUGAUUGCUGUAUCAUGCAUAUUGAAGAUUCUUCACUCCUCUCCCAUUGACUUUGCUUUGCCUUGUAUGUACCAUCCAUCAGCAUUUCAGAAUGUGGGCUGAAAAGCAUAUUUAGGACACUCUUAUCUAACUUGAAACUAUUUUUUUUUUAUGCUCAGUGCAAUCAAAAUCAUUCUAGUACCAGAUGAAAAUGUUCUUCAGUUUUCCUUAAACACUCCUAAAGCAAACAUAAUAGUUUCUUUUCCUUUAUCUAUUUCUACCACUUGAUGGAAAGCCUUUGGGAUGAACUAUAAUUAACAGAAGUUAUUGACUUUGUCAUCUGCCAUAGAUAAAUGUAAUUUGUAACAUGAUAGAAAUAUACAAAAUACCCUAUAGAUUAAGCAGAGAAAAAUAUUUAUUUUUAAAGGUCAGUCAAAACAAACUCAUAAGUAGGUACCAAAAUAUUGUAAUUCUGCACAGCUAGAUGAGAUCAAAUUAGCAGUUUGGUUUUAAUGCUUGAUUGAGUAAUGCCCUUUUUUUGCUCACAGCACAUAAUCCAGUCUCCACAGAAUACUUUGUAAAUUAAAUGAUACUGAAUUGUAUCUCAUACUAUGAGGAUCAUCUUUAACCAAACGAAACACAUGUAAGAAAGAGAAUUCUACAGAUCAGACACAUCGUUAGUUGAUAAAUGUACCAUAAUCAGGGGAGACAAAUGUGUUUGUGUUUUGUUUGGGGGGGUUUUAAGAAAAAGGGAUAAUGGUGAAAGUUGAUAAUUUACUAUCAGCUUCUCAUGUAUAUUGCAGACAAGAUAAAUAUAGCAAAAUAAAAAUGGAAUGAUAGUGUAAAUACCUAUGAAUUGUGCCACUGUCAAAUAGGCAACAGUAGAAUAUUUGCUAUGGUAAUUUAUAAUGUAUAAUUCAAGUAAAAUGUUAGAGCAAACAUUUGUGAUGUUUGUAUAUAUAAGCCAAAAUCCAAAAUCUUACUGGUUUUAGAAAAUUAUGUGCUAGUAGAAGCCAGAAUAGUUGCUUAGGUUAAUGCAUUGUCUCUUUUUCUGUUUCCUAUAAUAGUGAUACUCACCAACAUAAUAUGGGUUUUAGAAUGUGAAUUCUAGCCAUUAGAACAGACAUGCCUUAUGGUCAGAUUUAUUUUCUUCUAAAAUUGAUAUUUACAACUCAGAUUACCUGCAACACUUCCCCUAAUUUUGCUUAUAAUGCUGUAUAGCUUCAUGUGCUAAACAAGUAGUAUUAAAAAUGCCUUUCCUGAAAUUCUAAGAUGCACUGAAGUUGCACAGCUAAAGGUAAAGGAAUUCCAGUUAAUAUUGUCAUCAUUAGAAUAUUCUCAGAAACAAAAAACAUUUAUGCUUGUGUUUUGCUUCCUUAUUGCAGUUCGUUUGUGUCUUGUUUCCAUAUAGAAAAUUACCUAAUUUUCGAAGGCAACACUGUUUCAUUUUUUUUCAGUGCACUGGGGACAAAAAAAAAAGCAAAAUGGAUGCUGGCAGGUUUCAGGAAACAAGCAAACAGAAAAACCCCACCUUAUAAAUAUGUUUAUAAAGUACAUAUCUUGCCCCCUGACAACUUUCUCUAAAAGAAAUCUCUAAUCCUGCCUGCCUCAGAAAGGACAGUGAGGAAGUUCUGUCUUUGUAUGGAAUAGGUUAUUGGGUCAAAUUUCAUAAUAACGAAUCGUUACUUAAAAGUAUAUAUUUAUACAUUGUAUAUGCCAUAGUUUCACUGAUCAGUGCAUUUUGCUCUAAUGAUAUUCCUUUUCUAAAUGUUAAAAAAAAAUAGUCCACUAAUAUAAUGUUACUAUGUUCCGAUUAUAAUUUUCUUUUGUGAAAAGAUCAUAGCCAUUCUACUGCUGAAACUUUGUUAUGGAAAAUUCCAGCCUAAUUAGAGAGAAUUAAAAAUUCACAUAUUUAUCAAUACAGGAGAAAUUAAUUAUGCUGUAAUUUUUACUUGUACAGAAAUGGUGGCAGUUCCCGUUGCCGAAACAGGAUAGUUUUUUUAAGUCAUAAUAGUUGCCAAGCACAGUAGCACCUGAUGUCUAAUUAGAAAAUAUGGAGCAGCUUAUCAAAGAAAAUUGAAAUAGGAUUGAUUAGUCUAUGUAAGUUGGAUUAUAGACUGGACAACUUAGUAUUUUGCAUAAAUUUGGAUUUAAUUUUUUCUAUCUAGUCUCCCACUAUCCAUUUUAACAGGUAAAUAUAUUAAACUUCUUUUUUAAUGCCUAUUUUUUGUUCAACUUUAUGCCUUUCUUCAGUCAAAAAGCUAUACAUACUGCAGUGAAGCCAAAUAUAUAUAUUUUUAUGUAAACUCUGUAUGUAUUUAGAUGCAUAUGUAUGUUGUGCAUAAAUGGCAGGAUUAGAUUCUGUGAGUUACAGCAUCAGAUGGUAGCACUGGUAGCAAGUACAAUGUUCUUUUUCAUGUGCCAUUUUUAAGUUGUAUUUAGUGCAUCACAGUAAAAUCAGGAUCAGACUGUGACGUACAGUCCAGCAGUCAAGAUCUCCCAUGACAGACUUGUCACUGAUUAUUUAGGUGAAACAGAUUUAUGAGACAGAGGCAGAGAGAGAGAAGGCUGGGAAUGCACAUGACAAACAUUAUCUGAAGCCGAGUAAUUUAAGGUACCUUGCUUAAAGAUCAAAAAGUAACUCAACGUACAUGAUAAUUUUUGCAAGGCUUUUUUAUGUAGUAGCUAUAGUUAUGUGUGUGGUUGCCAUUUAAAUGUAGUAUUUUAGUCCAUUAAAUCCAAUUACAUUUAGACUUCUGUACUGUCGUAUAAAACACUAGCUGUAGAAAUACAUCCCUUUUUUGAUUCCACCCACCUCCAAGUAGGUUCACUUUUGAUGUGAAAUAGUAACAAAUCAGAUUUCUCAUUUUGAGGUUUCUUCUGUACUGGCUAAAAUUGGUAGCAGAACCAGUUAUGAAGCAGAACUUCUGCAGAGAACAGUUUCAGGCACUCCUGCAAAUCAUAAUGAGAGUUACGUUUGGCACAAGUAUAUCUGAGGAAAUCAACAUCUAAUCUGCUAGUGCUUGAGCCGAAUGCUCUUGAAAUCAAAGAGGAGUAUGCCAUUGAUUAUGAGCAAAGGAGGGUUGGGUUCUGCUGGCACUGGUUUUAAAAAUUUCUUGGGAGGAUUAGCCCUGGGAAGACUCAGGUGGAAUGUGGGACCACAUGGGCAAACCCUGGCUACUGCCCUUUCAGGGGUGUUAACUGCUGCCUGGGUUCAGGCUGCCAGGCUAGGUCAGCACCUCUGCAGCUGUGCUUAUUGCCAAGGAGUGGAACUGCUCCACUGGGUGUGGGAGUGGAAGGUUUCAAGAUAAAUCCUCAUUUACAACAGUUAAUGCCCUUUAAUGUUGAUCUGGGCUUCAUGCAGGUCUGAUUUAGUGGCUGCUGUGGUGCGUUACUAAUAUGAAUUACUUUACGGCCAUUUCUAUUUAUUUCACUGUGGUGUAAUAUACAUAUGUGCAUAAUAAGCAGGAACUAGUCAGAGUCACAUUAAUUUAUAAUGUAAUUGUCAGAUAUUUUUGAAAGCCUAUUGAUCAGCAGUUGUGUAAAUUUGCAAGUCAUUCAGUUGGUUAACUUCAGUGCAUUUGUCAUGCUUCAACAGACGCAGUAACUGUCACGGUAAGGAAGGAUUUCUUCAAAGUUCUUGCAGGCUUCUGCAGAUAUAUUAGAGGAGCAUACAUUCAUCAGGGACAUAGCAUCUUGCCUGGUAACUAUUUUAAAGCAGAAGUAAUUACCUUUUAUAACUUCCUAGUUUCAAGAUCUCCCCAAAGUCCAUUUUUGUAGCCUAUUCACUUGUUUUUAAAACAGCAAAAAGACAUGAGGACUAUUUCUAGAGCACUUGAUUCACUUUUUUGGUGCUUCAGAACUGUAUCAUGAAGUAUCACACUUCAAUCUUGUGUAUUCAGAAGGAAAGAAAAUAGUUAAUGUUUCUGUAGUUUGUAAGAAGUCACAAGAACAAAGAGGCAAGUCCCAAGUUAUAGCUGACUUUUAUUUGUCACUUUUGAAUUUCCUGAUUUGUGACUAUUCUCUCUCUUUCACACUGUUGAAAUGUAUUUAAAAAGAUUUGUAUGUAAUGUUUCUUGUCUGCUUUUUGUCUCUAGAGGAAAGUGUGCUCUGUUCACAUUUAUAUAAGCUGGAAUCAUAUUUUACAAUCGCUGUUGAUUAUUUUCCCCCCAAACACAGUAUAAGAGGAACAUGGCAAAGACUGAUUUCUAGGGUUUGGUCUUCUGUAGAAGAUGAAAUAAGGAGAUGUGAAACUGCCAUUUUCCUUAUGAAAGACUGUAAAGAGAGCAUUACUUUCUGAGCGAGCUUUUCUGGGGACAAGGGGGAGAAACCCUGGAAUAUGGAGUCUCAUCAGAACCCUUUCGUUAACGGGUAUUUUUGGUUUUUCUCUCAAAUGACUGAGGAAAUAUCAUGUAUGAAUUUAUAAAUAAUUGCUUUCAGUUACUUCUUUUGUAUAAGCUGCCCAAUACCCUUGCUAUGCUGUAUAAGUUGUGUUUCAUGGAACAGUGUGAGUAUGAAAUAAAAAGCUAAUUUUUGUUUUUUAAUCAUCUGUGGAUGCCACUAUGAAAGCUGACAUUGUUAAAGCCACUACAGAGUUUUCUAUGAAUACUUGUAAGAAUUGCUUUGUUUAUAUAUAAACCUAAAUAAAGAGAUUGUAUUGAUACAGAGACAUUGGAUAAGAACAUUUAAAAGGCUAUUCUUUAGGUCUAAAAGAAAAGGCUUGCUGUAAAAUGGUGCAUUAUUCCAUUUAUUAAAGAUCAUAUUAAUGACAACAA
Messenger RNA from Athene cunicularia (burrowing owl), 10908 nucleotides. It is a transcript of the gene BMPR2, whose product is annotated as bone morphogenetic protein receptor type 2. NCBI's taxonomy places the organism in Eukaryota, Metazoa, Chordata, Aves, Strigiformes, Strigidae. Bases 661 to 3789 code for a protein of 1042 amino acids. The transcript has 13 exons. Gene Ontology annotation, cellular component: signaling receptor complex; plasma membrane. Gene Ontology annotation, molecular function: ATP binding; transforming growth factor beta receptor activity. Gene Ontology annotation, biological process: cellular response to growth factor stimulus; protein phosphorylation; BMP signaling pathway. The record is from RefSeq and is a predicted model, not a curated record.